AUGUUUAGGAAAGCAUAUCUCUAUUUCUAUGCUUGGAAAAGUAUAUCUCUGUUUCAAUGUUUGGGAAAAAAUAUCCCUGUUUCUGCAUCUGUGCAGUGCUUCCAUGGCUAUGCAGUAUAUCCCGAUCUUUUUGUGUCUACGUCAGUACAGUUGAACCUCUCUCUCUCUCUCUCCCUCUCUCUCUCGCU
Messenger RNA from Candidula unifasciata, 188 nucleotides. The record is from the annotation of a GenBank genome assembly. Lineage: Eukaryota; Metazoa; Mollusca; Gastropoda; Stylommatophora; Geomitridae.